CUCGUCUUUCCAAUUUUUGUGUUUUGUUCUUUUGAAUCAAUUCUCAGUCCUUUUUGUUGUCCUUUCUAUUUCAGAAUUAAUUUUAUUGUUUAGUGUUUUUUCUUUUUUUUUUGUUUCAUUUCUAGUCAUAUGGUUCUCAAUAACAUCAUCUUUAUUGAGAUUUACUGUAAUUUUAUUUUGUCUCUUUUUUGGGGGAUGUUCUGGAGUUCCUCUGGGGGUGUUUUCGGUGCUGUGUUUUGAACAAAUACUUAGUUUCCUCAGGUAGCUUUCAUAGCCUUUCGGGUUGUCCUCUCUUAUUUCUAAACUGAUUUCAAAUACUUAGUUUCCUCUAAGUUGCAAUUACAUAGCGUGUAGUUCUCGCACUCUAACUGUUCGUAGAAAUGUCUGUUUGAGGUUUCGCUACAAAUAGUGUUGUAGUCUCAUUGAUUUAUGUUAUUCGAUUCACAUAAAACGGUUCUUGUGUGCUGAGGUUUUUGGUGGAUCGGUGAUUGACUUAUUAUUGUGAAUGGGUCAUGAACUUGAUGGGUUUUAUUGGAAUUACCGGGGCAGAGAUGGUCCACUAGUGCACAAUAGCGUUGGGGUUGUGUGGGUUCUUUUUGAAGAAGUUGACGCUGCUGUUGAAGGUUAUUUGCCCAAGCACCCAGGAGAGGCUUUAAUGAAUGGCGGUUCUGCAUCUAGUAACUUAAGGGCAGCUCUCUCCCAUUGCGUACAACAAGUGCGAAGUUAUGAUUAUCAUCACUAUCUUUGCCUUCUCGAGCUGCCUCCGUCUAUGCGGAAGGCUGCAUUUGCACUCCGUGCCUUGAAUGUUGAAACAGCGAGGGCUAUGGAUGUUGCCUCAGAUCCCAGGAUCGGCCUUAUGCGCCUUGUUUGGUGGCAGGAAGCCAUAGACAAAAUGUUCGCCAAUAAACUGAUUGAACACCCAACAGCACAGGCCCUGUCAUCUGUGAUAGCUGAGACCAAACUCAGCAAGAUAUGGUUGAAACGAUCUGUUGAUGCUCGGAUCAAUGAUGCAAGAAGAGAGGUUACUGACAUGCCCAAAACUAUUGGAGAGUUGGAGAAAUAUGCCGAGGACACUGUAUCAACUAUGCUGUACCUAACACUUCAAGCUGGUGGUAUCAAGUCUACCGCAGCUGACCAUGCAGCCUCACAUAUUGGCAAGGCUAGUGGCAUUCUCUUGCUCCUUAAAUCAUUGCCCUAUCAUGCGUCUCACAACCGGCAUUUUUCUUACAUACCAACUGCAAUAGCAUCCAAGCAUGGGCUAAUAGUUAAGCAGGGAGGUGGAGAAGAGAGAUGGGUGGAUUCUCGCGAAGGCCUUUGUGAAGCAGUUUAUGAAAUGGCAUCAGUAGCCAAUGCACACUUAGAGAAGGCCCGGAAGUUAACCGAAAGUGUACCUCCUGAGGCUCUUCCAGUGCUCCUUCCAGCAGUGCCUGCUCAGGUUCUCUUGGAUUCCCUAAGAAAGGUCCAAUUUGAUGUGUUUGACUCAAAGCUAACAAGAGGGGUGCUGGGAAUACCUCCUUUGUGGUACCAGCUUAAGCUCAAGUGGACGUCAUGGAGAAGGAAAUACUAACAAUUUACCGAGCUUUGCUCAAUACACGGGAUCCGGGAUUUUCUUACCUUUAUUUUUUACUGAUGAGUAUUUGUUUAUUUAUUUAACGGUUAUAUUGGCCACACCUGUUGGCAGAUAAAAUGGGCCUGUAAAUGCUAGAUCAACAUUUUAUUUCCCAUUGCAGUGUGUUGUGAUGAAAUUAUUUAUUUUGUAGGAAUUUUGGAUAGAUUUUAAUUUUCUUUUUGUUA
Molecule: messenger RNA, 1794 nt
Organism: Glycine soja
Lineage: Eukaryota; Viridiplantae; Streptophyta; Magnoliopsida; Fabales; Fabaceae
Product: NADH dehydrogenase (ubiquinone) complex I, assembly factor 6
Exons: 2
Coding region: 506-1567 (353 amino acids)
Biological process (GO): biosynthetic process; mitochondrial respiratory chain complex I assembly
Cellular component (GO): mitochondrion
Source: RefSeq, a predicted model, not a curated record